GCGAAGAAAUGACAAAUGAGAUAGCCUUUCUUUUCGCUUCCACACAAAAUCUUCCCUUCAAGCUUUCACUCGAUUUCAGUAUCAUCGUCUCUGAUUCAAGAAAAGCUCAAGCCCCAAAUUGCAAUCCACCAGCCAUGGCCGCCGUGAUCAUGGCUUCCUCCAAACCCAUCAUUCCACUCUCUUCUUCUCUCCCCACCACCACAAGACCCAGACUUCAAAUCCCCCAACUCUCCCUCCCUAUUAAAAUCCUCCCUAAAAUCACUAAAACCCAACUCGCACGCCUCUCCUCUUCCACCCUCAAAUCCCUCUCCCUCCUUGCAGCCACCUCCUUCACCUUCGCACCGCCCUCUCUCGCCGAAGAAAUAGAGAAAGCUGCUCUCUUUGACUUCGACUUGACUCUCCCAAUCAUGAUGGUCCAGUUCUUGAUCCUCAUGGUAACACUCGACAAGCUCUACUUCUCUCCUCUUGGUAAAUUCAUGGACGAGAGAGACGCGGCGAUCAAGGAGAAGCUGGGGAGCGUGAAGGACACAUCAACAGAGGUGAAGCAGCUGGAGGAGCAGGCAGCGGCGGUUAUGCGGGCUGCAAGGGCGGAGAUAUCAGCAGCGCUUAACAAAAUGAAAAAUGAGACGCAGGCUGAGUUGGAGGAAAAGCUGGCUGCUGAAAAGAAGAAAAUAGAGGCAGAAUUGCAAGAGGCAUUGGGCAAUUUGGAGAAGCAGAGGGAGGAAACUAUCAAAUCACUGGAUUCCCAGAUUUCUGCUCUCAGUGACGAAAUUGUGAAGAAGGUCCUUCCUGCUCAAUAAAUCCAUCUUUCUCUUUAUCUCCGAAACCUUAAAUUACUUAUAUUUUUUUAAUAUAUAAGCAUUGACAGUUAAUGUAAUCAUCCUAUUGAAAGAAUUUCUUUUCUUUUCUUUUAA
This is a messenger RNA of Manihot esculenta (cassava), 914 nucleotides long. Its product is annotated as ATP synthase subunit b', chloroplastic. NCBI's taxonomy places the organism in Eukaryota, Viridiplantae, Streptophyta, Magnoliopsida, Malpighiales, Euphorbiaceae. The record is from RefSeq and is a predicted model, not a curated record. Gene Ontology annotation, biological process: proton motive force-driven ATP synthesis. Gene Ontology annotation, molecular function: proton transmembrane transporter activity. The transcript has a single exon. Bases 9 to 800 code for a protein of 263 amino acids.